AAUGGCACGAGCACUGUUGAAUGGAGAGGGUUAUUUUUGGUGUCCGCUCGCCGGCCAUUGUGCUCACAACUACCGUGUCUCCCUCGUGUAGACGGAUAGAUCUCGUGGUUGGCUCCACAUGGCUACCUACCUAGCCAGCCAGCCAGCCAGCCAGCCAGCCAGCUAGCUAGCUAGCUAGCUAGCCAACGGUCCAACCAAACGUGCUAGCCUGCAUUAGCCACAGGAUGAACACUGCUCCCGGAUAGUUGUGUGCCGGCUGACGGCUUGUUUUUCAAAUAUCGUCUGUCGUAAACCAGAAGUUGCAGUUCUAUGUGUAUUUGUGGCUACCACGACAGGUCGCAGGUCUUACAACGUAAUAUGUGUCACACAGUCACACAUUAUAUAUACAUUUGGGCCUUAGCUACAACCAAUCUGUGUAGUGUUGCUGCCACGGACAGGAGGACAGUUAGUUGCAGGCAGCUCUGACGUUUUGGGAGUCAGGUCAGGUGGGUCCAGGUGCAUUUGGUAAACUGUGAGAGCUUGUAACGUCAUCACAUGAUAAGUCAUGAUUGUCAAAUAACUUUUUUCAGUUUUACUCGCAGGGAUUACCAUAAUAGUCAGCAGCUCUGAGUUGUGAUUAAACGACACUGGUACAGCUGCAACAGUCUGUUAUAGCAUCAGAGUAUGGGCAGUGUGUUGGCUGCCGCCUCCCCCAGUCCAGCUCCAGCUGCAUCAUCUGCGGCUGGAGCUGGUCAAGGGGUCCCGGGAUUGGUGUCCGUCCCUCCAGGGUUCACCAUGCCCUCAGUGUCUUCUGUCCCUCCGACAUCGGGAUCUGGCCAGCAGACGUCGGAGGCCGACUCCCCACUCCCGAACCCAGGCACAUAUGAGGAGUGCCACCGCAAAUGUAAAGAGGUGUUCCCUCUGCAGAUGGAAGGGGUGCGGUUACUGGUCAACAAGGGCCUGAGUAACCACUUCCAGGUCAGCCACACCAUUACCCUCAGUACCCAGGCUGAUUCUGGUUAUCGAUUUGGUUCCACCUACGUAGGCAGUAAACAGAUUGGACCCGCAGAGUCAUUCCCAGUCAUGGUUGGAGAUAUGGACAAUACUGGCAGUCUCAAUGCCCAGAUCAUCCACCAGCUUACAACUGCUGUGCGCUCCAAAAUAGCCCUCCAGACUCAGCAGCAUAAGUUUGUGAAUUGGCAGUGUGACUUGGAGUAUCGGGGUGAAGACUUCACCUCUGCUGUGACGUUUGGAAAUCCAGACGUGCUUGUUGGAUCUGGCAUUUUGGUGACCCACUAUCUCCAGUCUAUCACACCAGCGUUGGCCCUUGGUGGUGAGCUAGUGUACCACAGAAGACCAGGGGAAGAGGGAACCGUCACCUCCCUGUUGGGUAGAUACACAGGUGAAAACUUCAUUGCUACUUUGACUUUGGGAGGUGCAGGAGCUCAUGCUACAUACUAUCACAAAGCCAACGACCAGCUGCAGAUAGGAGUUGAAUUUGAAGCCAGCACGAGGAUGCAAGACACCACAACGUCCUUUGGUUACCAGCUGGACCUUCCCAAAGCUAACCUCCUCUUUAAAGGUACAGUUGACAGUAAUUGGGUAGUAGGGGCGACCCUUGAAAAGAAACUGGUGCCCCUGCCUCUCACACUGGCUCUCGGGGCUUUCCUUAACCAUCGCAAGAACAAGUUCCAGUGUGGUUUUGGUGUCACCAUUGGCUAGAGUUGCGGGGCUUGUCUGGAGCAUCUCGCACAGCUUGGACCAGCACAGAGACACACAGGAACCUUCACUAAGUUUUAGAAAUUGGAUUCAGAGACUCUCUUACUGUACAACUGAUUUCUGGGACAGAGAGAGACAAAGACAACUACCAAGGAGCCAGGACUGGCCAAGCCAUGCCUACACACUGUAGCACAAAUGUCUUUCCUUUAUGGUGUAUUGGAUAUACCCACAAGUUAGAGAGAUGUACGUCAGUGGACAUCAGGUGAUGCAUGAGAACAUGUGAUGUGAAAAUCAAAGUAAGUGGUUAAGUAUAAUAUAUGGUGAUGAUUAUGGAGGAUUGAAAUAAAUGUGAUUACGUUUUUGUAAAACUA
This is a messenger RNA of Scophthalmus maximus (turbot), 2069 nucleotides long. It is a transcript of the gene tomm40, whose product is annotated as translocase of outer mitochondrial membrane 40 homolog (yeast). Gene Ontology annotation, biological process: protein import into mitochondrial matrix. Gene Ontology annotation, molecular function: transmembrane protein transporter activity. The record is from RefSeq and is a predicted model, not a curated record. The transcript is spliced from 9 exons. Bases 664 to 1701 code for a protein of 345 amino acids. NCBI's taxonomy places the organism in Eukaryota, Metazoa, Chordata, Actinopteri, Pleuronectiformes, Scophthalmidae. Gene Ontology annotation, cellular component: mitochondrial outer membrane translocase complex; mitochondrial outer membrane.